Molecule: messenger RNA, 2863 nt
Organism: Phacochoerus africanus (Common warthog)
Lineage: Eukaryota; Metazoa; Chordata; Mammalia; Artiodactyla; Suidae
Gene: FGFR1OP2
Product: FGFR1 oncogene partner 2
Exons: 7
Coding region: 154-915 (253 amino acids)
Biological process (GO): response to wounding
Source: RefSeq, a predicted model, not a curated record
CUCUGCUGGGGUCUGCGUCUGCUAGCUGAAGAAGCUGAACAAGCGAAAGGAGUCUCUUCCCUUGGUGCAUAGGUCCCCGUUGGCAGAGGCUUUGAGUCCUAGUCGCCACAGCUGACGGCUGCGAGGGAUUGAGACCAGAGCAUUCCUUUGGAAAUGAGUUGCACAAUUGAGAAGGCAUUGGCUGAUGCUAAAGCCCUUGUUGAAAGAUUGAGAGACCAUGACGAUGCAGCGGAAUCUUUGAUUGAGCAAACCACAGCUCUCAGCAAGCGAGUAGAAGCUAUGAAGCAGUAUCAAGAGGAAAUUCAAGAACUAAAUGAAGUUGCAAGACAUCGGCCACGGUCCACAUUAGUUAUGGGAAUACAGCAAGAAAACAGACAAAUCAGAGAAUUGCAACAAGAGAACAAAGAAUUACGUACAUCCCUGGAAGAACAUCAGUCUGCCCUGGAACUUAUAAUGAGCAAGUAUCGAGAGCAAAUGUUUAGAUUGCUAAUGGCUAGCAAAAAAGAUGAUCCGGGUAUAAUAAUGAAGUUAAAAGAGCAACACUCCAAGAUUGACAUGGUGCAUCGUAACAACUCCGAAGGAUUCUUCCUUGAUGCAUCUCGACACAUCCUUGAAGCACCUCAACAUGGACUGGAGAGGAGGCACUUGGAAGCAAAUCAGAAUGAAUUACAAGCACAUGUUGACCAGAUAACUGAAAUGGCAGCAGUAAUGAGGAAAGCCAUUGAAAUCGAUGAGCAGCAGGGUUGCAAGGAACAGGAACGAAUAUUACAACUCGAACAGGAAAAUAAAGGCUUGAGAGAGAUCCUUCAGAUAACUCGAGAAUCGUUUUUGAACCUUAGGAAAGAUGAUGUGUCGGAAAGUACAUCUUUGUCAGCAUUAGUGACCAAUAGUGACCUGAGUCUGAGGAAGAGCUGAAGAGCUUUUAAGUCUGUGAACUUCUUACAAGGCUCCACGUAGUCACUGGGACUGGCCUAUUAAGUGAAUGAAUUAACAGAAAAGUCCAUCUCAAGCUACACUUUGUUUUAUUUUUUUCUAUGAUAUGUACAGUGCACUGGCAAUGACAUUUUAAAAGAUAGCAACAAAAAAAUGCAUAGUUAAUGGUCAUAGACUUUAUUCCAAAAUAUAAUUGAGAAAUAGAAACUAAGCCUUUGUUAACUGGUAAACAAGUUGAAGAUUUUCACGGUGACCGCUAACAUAUUAAGAGCUUUCAGAAGUGCUGUUGGCUUUCUGGAUGAUACUUGAAUAAACAAGAAUAUUCCCAACAAAUGUCUGGGAAUUCAUCAAAUUAUCCCAAUUUUAAAGUGCAGAUUUUGCCACAAUACUAUGAAUGGAAGACCAUCAUACUAAAUUAUAUCCUCCCUAUUUGGUGGAAGUUAACAAACAGCUUGUGUACCAUGAGACUUCAGCUUUAGUGAUUGCCUGUCUACCUUCUCCUUAAUUCAAAUUUUUGUCAAAGAAAGUUCAAUUUGAAAGGCUGUUAGGAAUGUUUUACAUGCACCAUCAACAAAGGAGGUAGUUUAAUUUUACCUAAUUUAUCAUAAUUAAUACUGAGCUAGCAGUUAUCCAUGACUUGCUUUAGUAUAUGAACUACCAUUUCAGGAAUGAAAGAAAAGGAAAUACUACUUUCUAAGAAAGAAGAUCUUAUAAGAGACAUAUUCAGUAGGUUAAACUACUCUUUUGAAAGAAUACAUUUUGGUUCUAAAUCAAUAAAGAAGAUGAGAUUUUUGUCUUCUCUGGUUGAUCUUUAAGGAUAUUACGUAGUUCAUUUAGCUAACAGUUGACAUGUUUGAUAUAGCAAGCUAGGUGUGGUAAUUUCAAAGUAAAUUGGAAAUUCCUCUGCCUCAGAACCUUUUUUUAAAGUAAUUACUCUUAAGAGAUACAGAAACAGUAAAUUAAAAUUUUAAAAGAUUUUUUUUUCUAGAUCUAUUCUUAAGCUCCAUCUAGUCCUCAAUCUCUGUUUCUUGUAACCUUUCAGUCAUCGGUCUGGAGGGUGACAGAAGGGGGAAAUCUGGAUUUAAAAGUAUUUGUUUUAUUUUUUACAAAAUAUAUAUCCAGUGUAUAAACUUUUAAAAGCCUCUAGAAAUAGAAAUGUGCUUUAACAUCAAUUGAAAUCUAAAUUUUUCAUAUUUUGUCGUGAUUGUAGAAGAAAAGGAUAUGUGUGUCAAAUAUGGUUAUUAAAUAUACUCUACUCAUUUAUUCUAAAUAUAUUAAAUUAGCAUGAUAGAAAAUUCUACUUCAGAGUAUAAAAUUUGUUAAAGUAAUAUCCACAUUAUUCACAUGGUAACUUUUAUGUAUAAUUUCAUGUAUUGGGAAAAUUCAAAACUACUUUUCACUUUGGAAUUUUUUUAUCUUAUGUUUGGGUUAUGUGGGGUUGAUGGGACUGAUUGAAUAGAAAAGAGCUAAUGACCCAAACAGUAAAUAGAUUUCUUUUCUCAUUCAGAGGCCUUAAUUUAUAUUUUAUAAACAAGUGACAGUUUUUAUUUUUAAACUUUUCUAUUGAUUUUGGGGUAAGUGCCCUUUAAUUUGGUGGCACAUUCAUUCAUAGAGUUUUUAUCCUGAGUCAGAACUAAAAUAAGCUACACAAUUGAGAUUUAAGUCUGAGGCAGUUCAUUAGGGCAGCUCUACUAUAAAACAUUAUUUGUUAAAUAAUUAUUUUUGUAAACAAAUAAGUUGAGUUAAUUUAUUCUUGGUCUUCUUACUUGGGUGUUACUUUAAGAACUUGGUGUUUUGAAGACAUUUACUUUGUUAUAUAGAAACAGUGUUUUAGCCCAUACUUUUUAAGCAGAAACUUAAAUUUAUGUCUGAGAACAUGUACUGCUAGGAACCUAUUUUAUCAGUAAUAAAGAUGAGUAAUUAAAAUUGA